UCACCACACGGCGAGUAUUUUCAGAAGAGAAACUAAAACAUGGCGAGAAGGUCCAUUCGUUGGGUUGUACUGUGGAUAUGUUAUGUCGUGGUGGAAAAUGAGAACCCGUGCAGUGACUACAAGAACCUGACUCUCUCUGGGGACAGAAACCCUCAGUGCCCGUAUGACAAAAACAAUGACAAAUGUGACUUGUACAUUAAAGAAAACUGGUUCCGUCCUCAGGAUGACCAAGGCAACUUUCCUGCAAUGUCAGCCCAGUGUGUGCCACCAUCUAGCUGCGGUUCAUUGUAUCCUAUAUGGCUCAAUGGUCCCCAUCCCAGCGACCACGACGGAGUAGUAAAUAUCACUGCCUGCAUCAGCACCCAUGCCGACUGCUGCGAACAUGAACACACCAUGCAAGUCAUGAACUGCAGCAUCUACUACGUCUAUUAUCUCGUUCAUCCCAUCACUUGUCCUGCCAGGUACUGUUUUGAAUCUGAUUUGCCGUGUCCAACGUCAACGACCUGGACGUCGUCUACUUCAGUAAUGCCGUCAAACACUACCGACUCCGAUAAUGCCUCACACGUACGGUGUUCGAAGUAUAAGGUUGCCGUCACGGCCUUAUUCACGCUUACAUUCGCCCUUGUGGUGCAAACGCCGUUGUAAGUUGCAAUAAGGCGGAAACUUGUGGUACUCACAGCGGGGAGGUGAAUGAUAGUUCGAAUGGCCUUGUAACAAGGUACAAUAAGAUAGAUAAUACUUUUCCGAUAAAGGCUU
Messenger RNA from Haliotis rufescens (red abalone), 756 nucleotides. Its product is annotated as oncoprotein-induced transcript 3 protein-like. Bases 40 to 645 code for a protein of 201 amino acids. The transcript is spliced from 4 exons. NCBI's taxonomy places the organism in Eukaryota, Metazoa, Mollusca, Gastropoda, Lepetellida, Haliotidae. The record is from RefSeq and is a predicted model, not a curated record.